ACUCGUGGUUAAUAUGUUGGGAAAUCUGAAGAUUUAUUGUCAGUUCAAAGACAAGGGUUGUGAUCAAGUAAUACAACUUGAAUACCACGACAACCACAUCACGUCCUGUCCAUUCAAUAAGCAUACCUGUGCCAAAUGCCAGUGCGAAUCAUCCGUUGAUGGUCACAAUUGUGUGGAAAGUCUACUCAAACUGAAUAAAGUACUCAAAGACGAUGUCGAUUCAGCUCUCAUUGCAAAUCAUCUAACAGAUUACCAGAUGAUUGUGGAGUCGAGGCAGUACUGUGCGGCACCGGUAGUCAGCCAUAGACACACAUCGGAACCAAUGAGGAAUCAAAUCGUGUCGAUAGUGAAGAAUGCAUUGAAUUUUGAGCAAAACUUUUUCGAUUUAUGCAAAUCU
Oppiella nova is the source of this 397-nucleotide messenger RNA. The record is from the annotation of a GenBank genome assembly. NCBI's taxonomy places the organism in Eukaryota, Metazoa, Arthropoda, Arachnida, Sarcoptiformes, Oppiidae.